CCCUCCCUCCCUCUUCUUUUUAACCAAACCCUAGUCAAGAACCUCUCGCGAGUUCAGAACACACCACACGCAGUCCGCUCAGGAAUGAAUGUGACCUGGUCUUACCCUUCUUCCAUGCUUUCUGCGUCGUGGGUCAAUCUAGGUCUUUCGUGAGGUCUAUUUAGUUUCGGUUUCUUGAACACUCCGAGUUCACUCGAGUCAUUUCGCUGUGUUCGCUCGCUUUUGACUGUCUCGACAUGGACAACUACCACCAGUUCAACAACCACAUCCUCGCCAAUGGCGACGGGCAUUUGCCUCCGGGCUUCCGGUUCCACCCCACCGACGAGGAGCUCAUCACGUACUACCUACUCAAGAAGGUCCUUGACAGCAGCUUCACCGGACGAGCAAUCGCCGAGGUCGACCUCAACAAGUGCGAGCCCUGGGAGCUUCCCGAGAAGGCGAAAAUGGGGGAGAAGGAGUGGUACUUCUUCAGCCUGCGGGACCGGAAGUACCCGACGGGGCUCCGGACAAACCGGGCGACGGAGGCGGGGUAUUGGAAGGCGACGGGGAAGGACCGGGAGAUCUACAGCGGCAAGACGGGGUCGCUGGUGGGCAUGAAGAAGACCCUCGUCUUCUACCGUGGACGAGCCCCGAAGGGCGAGAAGAGCAACUGGGUCAUGCACGAGUUCCGCCUCGACGGCAAGUUCGCCUACCCCUUCCUCUCCCGCUCCUCCAAGGAUGAGUGGGUGAUCUCCCGCGUUUUCCAGAAGUCCAGCAACGGCUGCGGCGUCGCUGUCCCUUGUGGUGGCAAGAAGACCCGCUUGGCCUCCCACAUGAACCUCUACCCAGAAAUUGGCUCCCCCUCGGUCUCUCUCCCACCACUGCUCGACUCCUCUCCUUACACCACCACCACCACCACCACGGCGUUCAUCGACCGUGUCCCCAACUCUUAUGACAGCUCAACCCUUAAGGAGCACGUGUCCUGUUUCUCCACGGCCGCUGCCGCCUCCUCGGCAACCCACAAUUUCGGCAGCAACCCUAGCUUCCAGUUGGCUCCUCCCACGGCUUCCCUGAUCAAUGUGACUGACCCAAUGGCCCGACUCUCCAGGAGCAUUGGCGUCUCGGCUUUCCCGAGCCUGAGGUCCCUGCAGGAGAAUCUCCAGCUGCCUUACUUCUUUUCAGCUAACCAGCAUCUUAGUGGUGGAAUCGGUGAAUUGGUCGGCUCGACUUCAAGCUCUUUGGGGAAUUGGUCGGCUCUGGAUGAUCAGAAGGCGGUGGCCCUCGGUAGCCGUAUGGGAAUGGGCUCAUCGGAGCUCGACUGCAUGUGGAACUUCUGAUGUCGCACUGCAUGCGUUCUAGGGUUUCUAAUUGAACUUUCUUUAUCUGUGUUAUGUGAGCUGUCUGUUAAGGUCAAGUUAUCAUUAGGGAAGUGUGUUUGCUAUUGUGGUAUUUUUAGGUAGCUUAGUGUUAAUCCCUGAGGGAUUAUUGUUGUUGUGCUAGCACGUAGACUGUACUACGUUGGAGUUCCCAGUAUUAUAUUAUGCAAGUUGGAAUCCGUAUGUAUUAUGCAUGCUUCAUCAUUA
Syzygium oleosum is the source of this 1562-nucleotide messenger RNA. RefSeq names its product protein CUP-SHAPED COTYLEDON 2. The transcript has 3 exons. Gene Ontology annotation, molecular function: DNA binding. Gene Ontology annotation, biological process: regulation of DNA-templated transcription. NCBI's taxonomy places the organism in Eukaryota, Viridiplantae, Streptophyta, Magnoliopsida, Myrtales, Myrtaceae. The record is from RefSeq and is a predicted model, not a curated record. The coding region runs from base 237 to 1316 and encodes 359 amino acids.